AUGGCAGUCAUCAACCUGUCCCUUCCAUAGGCUCUGCACAGGACCAGCUGUUUCUUAUUGAGGCAUACUAAGGAAAGAAUAGCUGCUGCAAUUGUGACAACGUGGUUACAGCAAGGAGUGACCUUCAAAGAUGUGGCUGUGGAGUUCACCCAGGAGGAGUGGAUGAUGCUGGAAACUGUGCAGAAAAGUCUGUACAGAAAUGUGAUGUUGAAAAACUAUAGACAUUUCAUUUCAGUGGAAUAUCAAUUAUGCAAGCCUAUUGUGGUCUCACUGUUGGAUCAAGAAAAGAUAAGAACAGUGAAAAGGAGAAUUCCUCAAGGCAUCUGUCCAGACUGGAAGAUUCAACUCAAUACCAAAGAAUCAACUAAUAUUUUUGGGAAGGAACAAUCCAGUAGCAUAAAAAGGGAAAGAUUCACAAGGGAUGAUUGGUUCUCCACAUGAAGGAAUGAGUGGGAAGGCCAUAAGAUCAGAAAACACCACAAGAUUCUGGAAGGGCAUUUAAGGCAAGUGACAUAUACAAACACAGUAUCUCAGGAGAGAUUCUGUGACUAUCAUGAAUUAGAGGAAAACUCUAAAUUUAGUUUGAAACUUUUUUCAAAGAGAAUUUCUACUAGUAAUCAUUGCCAUAAAAAUUACUUUGAUACUGAAUAUUUGAAAUUUACUUCAGUCCUAAACAAUGAUGAAAAAGUCUCUGUAAGUGAGAAGCUCUGUGAAAGUAAUGAAUAUGAUAGAUCUCUGUGGAAUCUAGAAAAACCUCAAAAAGCACAGAAAGAGUACACAUAUUCCAAACAUGCCAUACACUUCAACAAUAACAAUAAGCUUCCUAUACAUAACAAUUUUUAUGUUGUAGAGAAUUCUUAUGCAUUUAAUGAAACAUUUUGUCAUCCUUCAUUUCAUAAGCAACAAAAGCAAGCUCAUACUGAAGAGAAGCAAGAAUGUAAUCAGUAUGGCAAAGUAUUUGAAAGGUUUUCUAAUCUCACUUUGCAUAACAAAAGUCACACAAGUGAGAAAGAAUAUGAAUGUAAAGAAUGUGGAAAAGUGUUCAGGGAUUCCUCAACCUUAAGGAGACAUUUAAGAACCCACACUGGAGAGAAACCUUAUUAAUGUAAUCAGUGUGGAAAAGCUUUCAGUCAAAACACAUCUCUUAAGGCUCAUGUGAGAAUUCACACUGGAGAGAAAGCUUACAAAUGCAGUCAAUGUGGAAAAUGGUUUGGCACGAGUUCUUACCUUUUAGUCCACAAGAGAAUACACACUGGGGAGAAACUGUAUAAAUGUAGUGACUGUGGAAAAGCCUUCAACACAAGCUCUCAUCUUAGGGGUCAUAAAAAAAUACACACUGGAGAGAAUCUUUAUGAAUGCAGUGACUGUGCGAAAGUUUUUAGUGGUCUCUCUUCCCUUAGAAUGCAGGUGAGAACUCACUGGAGAGAAACCUUAUAUGAAUGUAAGGAACAUAGGAAAGACUUCAACGUUUCCUCUUCCCUUAGGAGACAUGUGAGCUUCCACACUGGAGAGAAACCCUAUGAAUGUAUCCAAUGUGGAAAAACCUUUCAUCAGAGCUCUUCACUUAUACAAAAGAGAAUUUAUAGAAAGAAACUGUUACUGUUAAAAAUGUGA
This is a messenger RNA of Tupaia belangeri chinensis (Chinese tree shrew), 1614 nucleotides long. RefSeq names its product zinc finger protein 891 (gene ZNF891). Lineage: Eukaryota; Metazoa; Chordata; Mammalia; Scandentia; Tupaiidae. The record is from RefSeq and is a predicted model, not a curated record. Gene Ontology annotation, biological process: regulation of DNA-templated transcription.